This is a messenger RNA of Stegodyphus dumicola, 9111 nucleotides long. Its product is annotated as ELMO domain-containing protein 3-like. Lineage: Eukaryota; Metazoa; Arthropoda; Arachnida; Araneae; Eresidae. The record is from RefSeq and is a predicted model, not a curated record.
CUGUAAACGGUUCAAAGCUGCUACUCGCUGAUUUAAAGUUGUGAAAAAAUCUUCACCACGUGGUAGGAUAUCUGAAAUGAUAACAUUGAUAUUCGGGUUCAAAGUUUAAUAUCCUUAGAGAGGCAAUCGUACUUUUUAAGAAUAACUUCAACAUUGUCAUUCGAAUUGUUGGUACCAACAUGUACCAAAAUCAAAUGGUAUCGAUUGUCCAAAAAGGAUUUAACCUUUCUAUCAUUGCACCAGGAAAAGAAUGUAAAUCUACUUCAUAAUUCAGAAGAUUCGCAGGUAAAUAUUCAUCCAAAUAUUUAACCAUUGAAUCUCCAAUUAUAAGCAAUUUCAUCUUUUUUGGUUGCAUAUCGGCAAAACAAACACAACUACAAAUCGAAACACAGAUCAAUAAUUUGGUAAUAUAUACUGUAAAUAAAAUGCAACUAUAAAUUAAAUGAAAAUCAAAUCAAACACUAAUCAUAAAUAUAACAAAAUACAAAUAAUUAUUAAUAGAAAAAAAAAAGUAAAUAGCUCAAGUAAUGCGAGAAAAAUGGCGCAAAAAAUACACACCUCACUCGCGCUAAUAUUAACACGUGAACUAAAUUCGCGCCAAUUCUUCAGCUUGCGGAAAAAUUUACGGAAAAAAAAAUAACGCCAAAUGCUCGCCAAGCUUUGUUGCCAACAGAGAUAUCAAAGGUACAUAUCCGGUGAUGACGUAGAACACACUUCCGGGUUCCGAUUUGCGGAAUUCUGUAAAACUCAGCUUCGAGCAAUGUAGAGGUGAGACAGACUGGUUGCUAUGCAAUAAACGUCACUUCCGCACGGAAUCUCCACUUCAUUUUCCGCCGACGGAAUUUGAAGGGGUCAGACUCGCUCUCCCAUUCGCUGUCGAGUGGAAAGAGAAUCCCGACUGGUUUUCCGAUAUCGAUCUCGACAGGUGUCCAGACUAGACCCCUUAGUUACGGGUUGUGUUACUUAGGAAGGAAGUAAAAAUACGCUUCCAGACUAGGCGAUAAGCUUGAAUUUUCGACCUGCGGGCAGAAAGACGUAGCGGGUGCAAAGUGAGAUAUCUUUGUUGUUUGUUUUCGUAAAAUCAUAAAACAUGUUGGAAAGCAUGCAGACUUAAUAACUUCUUUCUAAUUUGAGAAAGAUAAAAUACGCAUGAGAUACAAAUUAUAUUUACUUAUUUAAGUAAUUAUCUACAUGAAAUAGGAGGAUAUAUAAUUAUAUACAAUUAUUACCAUAUGAAUUACGAUUCAAAUGUAACAUUAUUAUUUAAGGUUAAUUUAAAACUACUAAAAAUUUCAGCUGAUUGAAAUCGACUUUGAAUGCUCUCACUUCUGUAUAUAAGUCUAAAAGGGAGCUAGCUGUAAAAUGAUUCUUGAUGCUAUUUACGAAGUAGAUGAACAAAGUGAUUGCCCAGAUAACAAGAGGGUAUCUGUUAACAAUAAGCCUGCUAUUUUUAAGCAUAAAGAUAAUGUUGAUAUUAGUCAAGCCAAAAAAGAAAUUGAAAUUGCAAAGGAAGAAUGGGAUCAAGUUGGAUCAACACCUAAAGCAAUUUUACCUGUUCAUCUUCAGAGUGUACCAGUUUCAUGCGAUGAAGUGUUGAAUUAUUUUCGUUCAAAGAACAUGAGCCAAUAUUUGAAAUGCAUAAAACCUGUAAAACAAAGAAAGGGUUUAGAAGCUUUAAAACACUGGAUUAUUGGACCACCAAAGUUACAUAGCAGUUUGGUAUCUGAGAGAAACUUAUUAUUUGCUAUUGCAAUGUGUCCUUUUGAUACAAGUGAUGAGAUUCAUAUGAGAGUUCUGCAAACUUUGUACAAAUCUUUGACUGGAGCUGAGAAAGAUUGUCCUCGUUAUGGGAAACAUUGGGAAGAUGUUGGUUUCCAAGGUAUUGAUCCUGGAACUGAUCUGAGAGGGGUUGGUUUUCUGGGACUUAUUCAUUUACUUUCAAUGAUUCUGAACCCAGCUACUGCUGAACUUGCUAAAGAAAUUUCUACUGUAUCAAAAACUGAGAAACAGAAUUUUCCCUUUUGCACCAUGGGAAUCAAUAUAACAAGAAUAGUUCUAGAAACAAUGCGAGAGGAAGUUCUUAACAGGGAAUGCAAUAGGAAAAUGGAUGUUUUUCAAGUUACCAAUGAUUUUUAUGCUGGUGUAUUCCUUCAUUUGCAUUUUAUUUGGUGUGAACAGAAUAAGACAAUCAUGGACUCAGGAUAUGUAAUAAAAGAUUUAAAUACUUUCGCAAAGAAACACUCAGCUGUGAUAUUUAGGGAAUUAUUCAGUUACAUUAAAGAGAAAAAAAUUCCUGCCAAAAAGUCUGCUGCAGUUGUAGACUUUUCUAAUAUCGGUGAUAUCACAGGUUUUGUAAAAACUUGAUCAUGAUUUUCUAUCAUUUUUGCUUCAUUUGUAAUCUAAAAAAAAAGAUAUUUUUGCACUUUCCUAUUGAAGGCCAAAUGAAGUUAUAAAUGAUACAGAAAUCUGCUGUGGUUUAGUGGUUGUGUGAACUAAGAUGCAUUAAAUAAAAAAUUUCAUUUGAUAUGAAACACAGUAAUGGGGACAUGAAGCAUCCAUUUGUAACCAUAAAUAACAGAAAAUAAAUUGCAUUUGAUGCCUGUUCCUAAAAUUCUAAAAAUAUUUUGAAUUAUUUAUAUUGAAGGCCUACAAUUUGCUGUAUUAUUUAUUCUUUCUUAUAUAUCAUUUUACUUCAACUUUGUCCUAGGAUUUUAUUUUGAUUUAUGGUAGGUUGGUUAUUAAAUGAAAUUUCAUUUAAAUGAAUCAGUAAAAAUCAGUUGAAGAAAAUGAUAAGCUAAGUUUUAAAAUUGAUAUUCUAAUCAUAAUUAUUUAGUUAUUUUAAUGUAAUGUAAAAUUAAACUGAAGACAUGUACAUACGUGCUUUGUUGGGAAAAUUUUCUAGAGUAAAACUAAUUUGUUUUCUAGUGCAAUAAAUGUACAGUAAAGCAAGCUUGUUGACUUGAAUUGCUAGUUUUACUUUAUUAGGUUGUCCCAAAAUUUUAUUUCAUUUUAUUUGUAAGUAAAACAUCCAUAGUAUUGUAUGUUUUAAUGAAACAGUUAUAUGCAAUAGGUUUUGCUCUGUUAUAUUCUUUCAUCUUUCCAGAAGCUGCCAGGAAUGCUAUCUUUCCAAAAUUUUGUCAUUUGCUUGCAAUUCCAAAUAUACUUUUAUGUCAUUGACAUAUACUUUUUAUUGCAAAGAUAAUUAUAUAUUCUAAAUAAUUUUCUUCAGUAAAUAUUCCCUUCAUAUAAAUAAUAUUAUUUUUAAUGCACCAUUUCAAUUACAUUUUAUGUCAUUUACUGAUCUAACAUUUUAUUGCAAAUUGAAUUAUAUAAUGAAAGAAACAGAUAUUAGUUACAUGGGGCAAUAUUCCAAGAAUAUGGAGUUCGAGAUAGAACUUGUCAAAUGUUAACAAUUUGUUUCUAAUGGCUAAUGACAUAUGGAGCCUGAUAUUGUGGCACUUCAUCUGUGCAUUAUUGCCAUCAUUUUUAACUGAUUGUUUCUUUUAGUUUUCUGGGUUGGAAACAGCAUUUCACUGAAUUUGUUCAUCUCAUGGAAGCAUUUUAUCAUGUAUGAUGCCUUUCUGAUCCUUCCAAGUUUACAAGAAAAUUUUGUGUGAAGUUUGAUGCUUCCAAAGUUUGAUGUUUCCAAAGACUUAUCAUAUCUGUAUCCAAAGUGUUUAUGGUUAAAAUUUUUAUAGUGGGUUCUAGUUUUAUCUCCAAUUACUGAUCUCUUCAAGAAUUACUCUUGUCUGAAUUUGCUGAAAAAUCAACUACUCAUAUGGGGAAAUAUAAAGAGUUUAUUCUCUGCAGUAUGAUGGAGAAUUUAUAUUUCUGAGUGAUUGAUACAGCUGAGCCUUUUUCAUUUGAUUGUGUAUUGAUGUCACAUAAUAUUUCAUGCAUCAUCUGAUUCAUGAAAAUACCUGUAUUUGUAGUCAAUGAGUAGCCACUGAAGUCUUUAUCCUCCAGGUUAAAAUUCCUAGCUUGAGAUUUCUUAAAACAAGUAGGAAUUAUUUGAAUACUUAUAGCAUCACUUUCAUAAACUAUGCAAAUUUUAUUUUCAGUAUUUUUUCACUGUAUCAUUCACCAUUUUUACAGUAUGUACUUUGUUAUAUGUUUUGAUUUCUCAUGAUUCUAGCCUCAUUAUUUAUGUAUUCUUUUAGCUGUGAAUGCUUAAAAGCUUCAUGUCUCAAACUACAUUAAAUUACUCAGGGUUAUAAAAAUAAAUAGAUAGGAAAACAUGACACUGUGAAUACCUUGCAGACUUUCUGUAUGUUUUUGAUUUAUUGCCAUUUAAUCAAAGCCUGAGCAGUACAUUCAUUUCAAAAUGAAUCUGCUCAUCUUGUGGUUGAUAAACAGUGCAAAUUCAUAAUAAGUUGAUAUAAACUCCGUCCAUGCAUUACUUAUCAAGGAAAAAUCAUGCAAAAAUAUUAUUUUUUUAGAUAUAUAAUUAUAUUUUCUAGAAAUUCAUCAUUCUUUGUUAACUUAAUUACAAGUCACAUGGUGCAUAAAAUAAACAUAAAUGUUUGAAACUACUAUUUAGACAAUAUUUUUGUGAAUUAUAAUUGUGCACUAAAUUAAAAAAAAAUGUAAUAUGCUUUAUUGUACAGUUUAUUUAACAUUUAAAAUUUGUUUAAUUAAAAUGAAAGCUUUUAAAAUUUUUUUAACAAUAAUUCUUAUUUUUAGUAAAAAUAAUAAAAAAUAACCAAACCUGCAAAAAUAUAUAUUGUCUAUGAAGGAUAUAUAAAAUAGGUUUAGUAAUCUUAACUAUUAAUAAUUUAUAUUGCUGUAUGAAUAUGUUAGUGCUUAUGGAAAAUAUUUGAGUGGAAUGUAAUAUAAGUAAAAAUUUGAAAAUUGGCACAUUUAUAUACUUUUUAUAUGAAAUAAAUUUGCUGCCCAUGUGCUUAUGAAAUUUUAUAUUUAAAUAAAUGCUUUACGUUUUGAUCUGUUGAUAUUUAUUAUGUAGAAUUUUUUGUAAAAUGUGACUGAAAUAAACAGUAGCAGAUAAUGUGUUUAGAAAGUUCCUAUUUUAUACUUUAAUAUAACCUUUGAUCAAUUGAAUUAUAAUUAAUCAAGACUAUUUCUGAAUGGUUGGUAUAUUGUUAUAAAUUAUGUGUUUAGUUACAGGUAAUUAAUAACAUAUUUUAUUUUUUUGUAUUUAUUAAAUGAUACAAAAUCAGUCAUUAUAUGUUGGCCAUGUUUUAUAUUCUUAUUUUCAAAUUAAUUUUUUUAGUCUUUUUAUGUGAAUUUAUGUGUAUUUUCACAUUUUAUGAUUGCUCAAUUUUUUAAAAGUAUAUUUUUGUGUCAUUUGCUCAUAUAAAAGUUGCUCUACCUCUAUGUAGGGAAAUGUUUAGCGUAAUAGCAAUGCCUUUUUACAGCAGUUUUCAAAAUUCAUAUGUGCAAUACUAGUUAUUUCAUAUUAGCAUAUUAUUAUUUGUGCUUAGUAUUUUAAUCUCCUAUAUAAGCAUCACUCUGAAAUUUUGAUAUACACAUAGACUUUUAAUGUUUUAAACUUAUGAAAUUUUAAAACUGUUUAAAGUAGUCUCUUCCAGCAUCAAUGCAUUCCAACAAUGAAUGCUGACUUCUACUACUUAUGUUGAUAAAGUGAAGAACUGGCAUUUAAACAACUAUCACUGAUCAAUUUCCAAAGCGUUAUCUAACAUCAUGAUGGCAUCAGAUAUUAUGCUGUUUUAAGUACUUGACAAAAUUUACUGGUACUUGAAUUGGGAAGUAUUAACCUACGAGUAUAUGCUAGGCAAAUUUUUCAAAGAUUAAAUGCCUCAGAUCAUUCGUUUCGUGAAAUCAAUGAAAAAAAUGCAUUUUUAGCCUCAGCAAUUUCAUCUUCAGAAUUCACAUAAGCUCAUUUUUGCAUUAAAAAAUAGCCAAAAGUCGCACAUAGCUAGCUUGGGUGAAUAGGGUGGAUGUUCUAUCACUGGUGAUCUUGCUAAAUGAGAAGAUGCAUUGUCAUAGCGGAGCAUGAUUCCUUUAACAUUCACUACUUGAAGAAUUCCUGGAAGAUACUUAGUGGUGUACCAGUUAGCUGUGACUGUCUUCUGUCCUUUCAGCUUGAUGGCUUUGACCAGUCCUGUAUUUCUGAAAAAAUGGCAUACAUUUCUUUUUCCAUGGCACAUUGUCUUUUCACCAACCACUAUGGCCAUGGGAUCAUCUUCUAAGACCCAUACUUUAUUUUCUUGAUAUAUUGGAACAUCAAAAAAUGACAUCAUCACCAGUUACGAUUUUUGAAAUAAUACGGUGGCCACCAUCUUUAAGUAAUUUAAGGGUUUCUUUACUGAUUCUAAUAUGGUUCUCUUUUUGUUGCUCAGUUAAAUUAUGGGAAACCUGAGGCAAACUAGUUUUUUCAUAUGCAGUUCUUCAUGAAUAAUUUUAUGUAUGGUGGUGUAUCCCAUGUUAAGUUCCUUCUGAUUUAGUAUGUGCCUUGAUUAAAGUUUUUCCAUAUAGCAGACACAUUAUCUGGGAUUACUGCUGACAACAGCAUUCCUGUGUGUUCUUCAUCCUAAAGACAGUUACAACCUUUGAGAAAUUCAAUAAAAUAUCUGAAUGCAGUAGCAUGAGAUAGACCUUCAUUCCAAAAUGUUAAUUUAAUUGUAGAUGUUGAACACAUUCUUCUUGAUUUCAUCCCACAUUAAAAUCAUAGAAAAUCGCAGCAUGAUGAUGUUCUCGCAUCAACUCCAUUUUUCCUUCUGCCUAAAAUUUAUUCUUUGCUGAGCUCCUUGCAACUGGAUGAUAAAAAAUCAUUUGCUAGGCUAAAAUAGUUCAUAUUUUCAAAUAUAACCAUUAACUUUUUUCUUCCAUUUAUUGUCAGUGUGUCUCUCAAAAAUUUUAAAGUAACCUACUUAUCUAUAAAUAUAACCUCUAUUUUUAACUUCUUACAUUUAUAUCUAUAAACAUUAUUAUUCAAUUAUAUGCAAAUGCUUUUUCUUGGCAUUUUCGCUUUCAUCUGUGUUGCAAUGGAUUAUACCUUAAUGUACAAAUGAUACUUAUCAUAUCCACAUUAUGUUUUUAAUAUGCAUUGAAACUUAUUUUUUUUCAGUUUUAAAUGCAAAUGAAGUUAAGUAGCCUACAUACAAGAUAUAUCAUCUUGUGUAGAAUAUUUUUUUCCCUGCUUUCUUUCUCUCCCCCCCCCCAUUUCAUUAAAAUUUUUAACUAAAAGGGUUAUGAAUUAAUUUAGUAUAACUUUUCUGACUGAAAUGAAACGUUACUGUGUGUGUAAAAUAAUAUAUUUACUUUAUCAACUACUGCUAACAUAUUAAUAUAUAUUUAUAUUAACUAUACUACUUAUAACUAGAUUUUAGUGUGAUAAAAUAUUAACUUUUUGAACAAUUUUUGUACGAUUUAGUUUUUAAUUUCAUAUUCUUUAUUUUUUAAAUACCUUUUGAAGUUUUUUCUAAUUAUCUGAGUGACAUACUUUUUAGAUCUGCUCAUGAAAAGCUGUUCAUAUACAGAAUUAUUCAUUUACAUUUUUAGGUUUGUAUUAUUUAUUUUACUCUUUAUUUUCAUAACCUUCCAUUCAAUAAGAUGGUGUGAUUUAGAUCAUUAAAGAAAAUAAGAAGAUGAAAAAUUUUAACUAACAAGGUAAUAUAUACUAUGUGACAAAAGCAUAUCAUGAAUGGGUAAUAGUUGACCAUUUAAAAAGAAAACAUGUUUUCAGCUUGAUAUAAUUUGGUGAGUGUGUUAGGCAUUAUUUUCUUUUGUGCAUUAAAAACUAUUUUCUGUAGUUUUCAUUUUUAGCUCCGCAUAUGUAUUUUUAACAGUUUACUUAUCUAAUAAAAGUUCCUAAUACUUUGCAUUUUGAAAUAUUUAGAACAAGAAUUUUAUACAAAUGUUAUACCUGAUCUUUCUUUCUCCCCAGAUGUUUCUUUAUUCUUCUGCCAUGUAAUUUAGAAUAACUAUUUGCAUAGGAUUUUUCAUAAAAUACUGGCAUGCAUAUAGCAGUGAAAAUUUAUUAACUUUCAUGUAAACUAAUUUGAAUUUGUACAAAAAUUAAAUUAUGGACAGACAUGUAACGAACAUGCAAAUAAGGAUUUGGUGUUAGUAGAUAUUAUUACAUAUUUUAACAUCAUGCAUUCUGUCUUUAUCAGUUAAGUGACAAAAGGUGUAAUUUGUGUAUUUAUUAAAUUAUGUGAAAUUUCUUGAUUGAAAGUUAUUGUUUUGCAAAGCUGAAGAAACAUAACCUUUACAUGUUACUAAGGAUGGCUUCUCAUAUGUUAUACAUUUUUUAAAAACACUAUUCUCAUUUCUGAUUGAAAAAAAUAUUUUCUUGAAGUUACCUUAUAAAAAGGUAACAUAUUGAAUGAAAUCAGGUAUCAGAAUUUUAUAUAUUUUAAAACUUUUCACAUUAAAAAUUUCCAUAUUAAAAAUAAAUAGAUAUUUAUUAAAUGUUGGUUGUGUAAGCGUUUGACAUGCUGAUGAUAAAGCUUGUAUUUAGCUAAGUAUCGAAUAUGAAUAUUAGAUCAGAAUUAUAUUCUAUGAUAUCAAUUCUAUUAAGCAACAUAAUGGCUACUUUUGUAUGAAUUAACAUAAAAAAUUAAUUCCUCAUAGCCAAAAAAUUUAUUUCAGCAACCGAAUCUAAUUUAGCAAAUGUGAAAAAAAAUUCCUUCAAAUUUCAUUCUUUGAUAUUUGGAUUGUUAAUUCAAAAUUUCUAUUAUCAUAAAGAUUACUCUGACAUUAGGCUGCCUUUCUAAAUUUGAACCAAUGAAAGAAAAGAAAUUUUAAAAGCUUGUGCAAUUCUUUACAAUUAUACUGCAGUUCAAAUAACAAAUUCAGUGUAUUUUCACUGAAAUAACUCAAAACAUUCCAUUUAUGUUAUUACUGUGCAUGAAUUUUUUUUUUCCAUGUUUAGUGUUUAAUAGUUUGGAAUAUUUAUAUUCUAUCUGAAAGUUUGUGUGUAAGCCAUAAAAAUUUCAUUUGAAUAUGUAUUUAUGUAAAACAAUCUGUACAUGUUUCUAAAAACAGAAUAAUGCAUUUUAUGUUCUUUGCCAAAUGUAAUGUGAUCAAGAAAUACUGUUUUAUAUUUCACAUGGAUGUAUGUAAUUGUGCAAAUUUUUUCAAUUUCUUAAGUUAUAUAAUGCAAUAAUAAAGUAAUAGAAAAGAAAA